UGCAGAAACCUGACCGUGCGGGAGCAACAAUCACAUCCAAGAUGGAGACCGUAAAUGCUGGACAUAUGAUGAGCUUAGCAGCCCUACAGAGACAGGACCCGUAUAUAAACAAUCUACUCGAUGUCACUGGUCAAGUGGCUCUCUACAACUUUAACUCCAAAGCGAACGAAUGGGAGAAGACCGACAUCGAGGGCACAUUGUUUGUGUAUUCCAGGUCUGCCUCCCCUCGUCAUGGCUUCACCAUCAUGAACCGAUUGAGCACAGAGAACCUGGUGGAGCCUAUCAACAAAGACCUGGAGUUCCAACUACAGGAUCCCUUUCUGCUCUACAGGAAUGGCAACUUGGGUAUCUACAGUAUUUGGUUCUAUGACAAGAGCGACUGUCAACGUAUUGCUCAGCUGAUGGUCAAGAUUGUAAAGCAAGAAGCAGACCAUGCCCAGAGAGAUUCACCUGAGAGGGCAGAGCUGGGGACGACCAAUGGCAUUGCAGAGCCACGACCCAUUGACAUCCUGGAACUACUCAGUAAAGCCAAGGAAGAAUACCAGAGAACUCAAACAUGUGAAACAGAUGGUUCUACAGGGUCACAUGUGAAAGCAGCUAUGAGUGAUACAGAAAGAGCACACAGCACACCACAACUAGAAAAGAGCUCUCACACAGUGGUGAAGCAGAUCACAGUCGAGGAGCUAUUUGGCUCAUCUCUCCCUAAAGAUCCCUCUCUACCUGCCAUGCCCGCACAGAACACCACCAGCGCUUCCAGCGACUUCUCCGCUGCCUUCACUCAGAACCAGUCUUAUACCACUUCAGCUCAUCAAAACUCCAUCUCCAACCAGCAACACCAAGUCCCCGGCCUGCUCCCAGCUCCUUAUGCACUGCAUCCCAGCCCUGUUUUCCAGUCGGUUAUCCCAAUGUCAGACCCCCAGCCUCGGUGCUCAGUUUCACCUUUCAUGGUACCUCCGCCCGGCUCGGAGCCUCGUGCUGCUCCCCCUGGUCCUGCAGCACCAGCAGUACCGUCUGGAGCUUAUUUGGGGCAGGAAAUACUCAACACACUCAAACCAGCAGUGUCAUCUGUGAAUUCAGACAUUCACAAACCAAUCCUUGCACCCAAUUUCCUGCCAAGCACUCUGGUCCCUCCCCACAGCUUCCAGGAGCCCAUGGGAAAACCUCUUCCCCAGCAAAGCAAAGAGGUGGAUGUUUUCUCUCCGCCUCAAAACCUGAUCAAGCCAAUGUCUGCUGUCCCCAUGAGUCCAGGCCUAGCUGUUCCAGGACCUGAAUUGUCCGUGCUUCUCUCUCCCAGCGCCUUUCAGCAGUCAAGUAGUAAGAAAACAACAACAGCAGCAGCAGCAUCGGUGGUCCUUUCAACUCCACCUGAGCCCUCCACUACUGUUGUAGGAGGUGUAGAGCCUCCGCCAGCCCCAUGCAGCAAAACACAGCUACAGGAGACACUGAUCCACCUCAUAAAGAAUGACCCAGACUUCCUCAGUGCCAUUCAUGAUGCUUACCUGCAAACUCUGUCCAAGGACUUGGGCAGCAUGAAGCUAUAGUCCGACUUCAACCGUCACCACUGUUACUUUUAGCGCUGCUGCCCCUUUACGACCUGUGAGACGACCAGAAGUUAAUGAGAGUUAAAGAAGUGCAGUGAAAAGGUUUUUGACUCUGCGACUCUUCACCAUCAGUCUGUUAUUACAGCAAGAACUUCGCUCUUCACUUCUCUGUUUCUCACUCAGACCUUGUUUUUUGGGUUUUACCUGAACACUGACUUUUUUUGGCUACUCGCGUCAACUUGGAUCACUUUUUUGUCCGGGCUGAGCCAGAGCUGCUGUGGAAGUGAGGAAUGAAAUAAAACUCCCCACUGUGGCCUUGAGUUUUUUAUUUUUAUCUUAUUUUGAAAACGUGAUGAACAUAUAGCCACAUACUGGUAAAUUUCAGCCGUUGCUGGUUUAAGAGGGGACCACAGUGGAGCUUCAGUGACCUCACUUAUAAUGAAUUUGCUGAUCACUACCACAGACACUGCUUUUCUCACUCAAGUCCACCUUCACACCAUAUUCUCGCAGUGCGAGCGUAUAAUAUAUACACCUAAGCUCUGACUACAUAUUGAGACAAAGACUUCUCUGUUGGAACCUCACAAUUGCUUUUGAGAGUCCUUGCAGACAAACUGACUUUAAAAAGAACUUCUUCGUCACUGACUGAACUUUUUACUGUGUUUUUUUUUUCUCCGCAGAGAUACUGUUCAGCCGUUAAGAUUUUCUGUGGCUUUUUUGGCAUUGUCGCUUUUUUUUUCUUUCAGCCUUUGUUGAGAGAAGAUGAAGACCUACCAUACAGUAUGUGUUUGGAGCAGCACUUGCAGCCUAUUCUUCUCUGCUUUUUAUUUGUUUUAUUACAACUUUACAGACGGUAAAGACAUUAAGACACACAAAUGAACGCACACACUAAUACAUUUUCCGUUCCUACAUAGCUCCCUAUCCUUCCUCUUCCUUCAGAGGUUUUCCUGUCAUUUGUGUCGUUCAUCUCGUUUCCACCUAGUUACAUGGCAAAGACCAAGGGUCUUUCUGCAUGGAGUUUCCAUGUUCUCUCCGCGUGCGUGUGGGUUUUCUCUGGGUUCUCCAAUUUCUUCCCACAGUCCAAAAACAUGCAGAGGUUAAUUGGACACUAAAUUGACAGUAGGUGUGAAUGCAAGAGUGAAUGGUUGUUCACCUUUGUAUGUUGGCCCUGCGAUGGACUGGUGACCUGUCCAGGGUGUACUCCCUGCCUUUCACCCUGUGUCCGCUGUGAUUGGCUCCAGUGACCCUGGAACCUAAUGUGGAGGAUAAAGUGGUAGACGGUGAAUGAUUGAAUGUCUUUUCCAGCUGAAUUUGAGUACUUGAUGUUGUUGGGGAAGAAUGUGCAAUAGACCACUAUCGCAAUGUCUUAAAGGACACCAGCAUUUGGGGAUAUUUUAGGAUUGAAUGUGUCACUAAGUUUAGCUAAACAUUUAAGUUCUGCAAUUUGAGUAUCACAAAAUUAAAUUUGGGGCGGCUGGGGUGCUUUUUAUAGCUUCAGUCAGUUUCACACCAGGUUGAAUUUAUACCAGUAAUCCAAACUAAUGAUGAAUAACAUACGCUACCUCCACUCCAACUUGUGUUUAUUUUUACGAGCCACAAUUUGGUCACAAAGACUUAAAUAAAAAAUAAUUUGUGGUGAUAUGGCUUUUUUUUUUUUUUUUUUUUAAUUGCAGUAAAAUGCUACUGCAGCACAAACCCAUAAUCUCUGCAAACCACAGCUGGAGCAGGAGGAAGCACACCUGUCUCCUCCUCAUGAGCAACUCUGAGAGCUGUUUGAGUAAAGAAAGCUGAUCUACUUAACAACUGCUUUCAAAAGCUUUAAAUGAUUAAGUUUAUUUUUGAUGUGUUGUAGUUAACAAGUUAAACACUUUUACAGAAGCUCAUGAAAUAGUUCAGUUAUAUUAGGUCCCAUCAGCAGGUGGCCAUUUAAAUUUAAACCCUAGCUAACCAGACCAUGCAGUAUUCCAGAUGUGAUUCAUUUUUAUUAUGGUUUUGGUUCAAUUGUUUGUCUCAUUUGCAUUUAGAAACAUCUGUAUUAGGUGGUGUGAAUUUCCGCAUUAAGUUUCAUCUCGAUUGCAACACCUCCCUGUUGUGUUUGAUCCUGCUAUUGGAAUGUAUUUGGUGUUCAGUUGCAGUUUUUAUGUGCCACUCUUUGUUUUUCUUAAUUUCAGAUCAGAGCCAUGUUUUCAACGCAAACUGUCUGAGUCAUUGUUUGUUGAGUUUUAAAUUUACAAAUGUAUAAAGAAUGUGUCCACAAGCACAGAGUAAAUCAGAUCGUUUGUCUUUGACCUGUUGUGAUUUUCAUUUCAGAGGUAACUUUGCCAACACUUCUGGCAUGUGUUGGUUGAAUAAACGCACAUCGGAAGAAAAAUCAAAAUGUACAUAUUGUUUUUAUGACAGUCAAAUGUUUAACAUUUUAAGGUUAUUUUACAUGUUAUCAUUUAUCUUAUUUGGCCAGAGGUAUACGUAUGUUUGGGAGAAGUGUCUGCAAAUUACAUCAAUUUCUGAAUAUUGUUGUCACUGUGCUUGAUUUGGUUUAUGAUAAUUAUUUUGUGAUAUUAAAGUUUUGAAAAUAGA
Molecule: messenger RNA, 4115 nt
Organism: Solea solea (common sole)
Lineage: Eukaryota; Metazoa; Chordata; Actinopteri; Pleuronectiformes; Soleidae
Gene: dcp1a
Product: decapping mRNA 1A
Exons: 9
Coding region: 42-1541 (499 amino acids)
Biological process (GO): deadenylation-dependent decapping of nuclear-transcribed mRNA; deadenylation-independent decapping of nuclear-transcribed mRNA; positive regulation of catalytic activity
Cellular component (GO): P-body
Molecular function (GO): mRNA binding; enzyme activator activity
Source: RefSeq, a predicted model, not a curated record